CAUCUCCGUCCUUCCCCAAAUGCAAUGAGCGGAGAAGAGGAAACCCCCACAAAGCCGGGGGCCCCAUCCGUGACAGCUGACCACUUGACCUAGCCUUGCAAUCUGGGGAGCGACAAGUGCUUUGACGGCAGACUACCAUGGCGAUUGGAAGACUAUCGACGGGCGGUCAGCGCCCGCCAUGGACGGCGCCGGGGGCCUGGUGAUGGAGGGGGGGACUAGCUGGAACUGGAAGAUGGCGCCCACCGCCGCUGCUGCCGGCGACCUGGUGCCUGUUACGCGCUCGCUCCCCCAACACGGGCCGUUCCCGUGCCCAUGUUUCCCCGUCGAGAAUCAUGGCGGAAUGCUGGAGGAGGCCGCGCGAAGCACAAGUGAAGGCGGACAAAAAAAAGGGGGGGGGGCGAGGGCACACGUGCUCUUGAGCUAAAUGUUUACGAGUGGAAACAUGGGUGUUUCACAGCCUUGCCCUCGUCUCUCGCCCUUUUCUUCGGGCCCUUCCCGCACGGGAGUUUGAUCCGAACCCCUUUUCUGGACUGGC
Messenger RNA from Gaeumannomyces tritici R3-111a-1, 535 nucleotides. RefSeq lists its product as hypothetical. The coding region runs from base 179 to 424 and encodes 81 amino acids. Lineage: Eukaryota; Fungi; Ascomycota; Sordariomycetes; Magnaporthales; Magnaporthaceae. The transcript has a single exon. The record is from RefSeq and is a predicted model, not a curated record.